CGGGGGCCUCCGGGGCGGAGGCGCGGGCGCGGUUGGAGGCGGCUCAGCGGCGGCUAGCAACUCUGGAGGCGGAGAAGUCCAGCGCUGAGGAGCGGCUGGCUGCCGCACUGCAGCGGGAGGAGCGGCAGCGGGGCGAGGCGGAGGCGGCGCAGCGGGAGGCGCAUGAGAAGCUGUGGGACGCGGAGGAGCGGGUCCGCACACUGCUGGAGGAGCGGGACGAGCUCAUGACGCGGCUGGAGGCGGCCCUAGCGCGGCUCAACAGCACCAGCAACAACAACACCGCCAGCGGGCACCUGCAGCAACAACACCUCAGCCGCAGAGCCUCCACCGCUGCGCUGCCCGCCGCUGCAGCUACCACAGCUGCGCCGGGGCCGGGGUCGGGUGCGGGCGCGGGGGGGGCGAAAGCAGGGGCCGGAGACCACCCGGGCAGCGGGAACGAGGGGCGGGAACAGCUAGCAGACGGUGUUGAUGGAGGAGGAGGGGAAGCUGGCACGAGCAGCAGACACUGGCUGACGACUGUGGAAGAAGACGAGCUGGAUGGCUUGUUAAACGCGCUUGUACGGCAAGCGGCGGCCUCCUCUCGUGCCGGCGGAACCUCUGCCGCUGGCAGUGGCCGGAGACUCCCCACCGGCUUGGACUCGGGCGGGAGCGGCAGCAGUGGCGUUGCCUCUGGUUCUGCUGCUGCGGGCGGGGUGGUGGACCCCGCAGCGGUUGCUCGCGCGCUGGAGGUGUUGCAGGGGCGGCUGCGGGCUGCUGAGGCGGCGCGGGAGGGCGCGGCGGAGGCGCUGUGUGCGGCGCUGCAGCGGGCGGAUGCGGCGGCGGCGGACGCGGCGGAGGCCCCGGGUCUGCGGCGGCAGCUGGAGGAGGCGAGCGGCAAGCUGGACUUCCUGCUGGAGCUGCUGGGCGAACGCAACGAGCUCAUAGAGCAGUUGCAGGAGGACAUCCGGGAGAUGAAGGCCAUCUUCUGGAAGCAGCUGGAGGAGUGUGUGGGGCAGCUCACCGCCGCGCAGCAGGAGGCGGCCCGGCUCAGAUCGGCCUCGCAAGGGGGGGCGGGAGCGCCCGCUGCGACUGCAGCUGGCAACGGUGGGGGUGGGGGGACGAGCGGAGGAGGAGCAGCAGCAGCAGAUGG
Astrephomene gubernaculifera is the source of this 1129-nucleotide messenger RNA. The record is from the annotation of a GenBank genome assembly. Lineage: Eukaryota; Viridiplantae; Chlorophyta; Chlorophyceae; Chlamydomonadales; Astrephomenaceae.